AUAUUAUUGUAUCCUUUUGAAUGAACUUCAUUUAUGGAUCUGAUUGUAUGACUUAUGUGAUAUUACUGUUUGUUAUGUGAAAAUAUACCAUUUAAACAUACUGUUGAACUUUAUUUUCCAAUCAUUUUUAUCUGGCUACCCUGUAUGGAAUAAAAUUGAGGUGAUAUAACAUAUAUUUCUAUUGAACAGAUGUAAUUAGAUUUUAAUUUUACUGUAGUUUUAUAGUACAACUGUGCUAUGUUGAUUAAAUACUAUAGGAUAAAUAAAUUGAUUCCAGGUGAUCAGUUACCAGAUUGGACAUCUAUAUAUUUUGUGAAGAUCGCUGAGAAUGAAAUGAAAUGCAACUUAUGUGAUGUUACUUUAAAAGAAGAUGAAAAAUCUAUGGAACUUCUUGAACAUUUAAAAAAUGAUCAUAAAGAUAUCUAUGAUCUGCAUAAGGAUAAUCCAGAAGCUACUGUGGGUUUUCGUAUAGAAUUCUUGAAUUUGAACAUGUUGAAGGAUGAUGGCGACCCUAAAACUCAGCCAGUACUUCUGGGAGAGGUAUGUGAGACCACAACAGACCAUAUUCUUGAAAAAGAAGAGGAUGCAGAGGGAAUUGUUGAUAAGCCUGUAGAAGGUAACAUGCAUUAUGUACUGCUAGAAGGCAAGAAGAAAGCCCGGAGAGAGAGUGCUGCACCACGCAAACGGAGUUGGGUAUGGAAGUACUUUGACAAGCUGAGCAACAUUAUCUACCGCUGCCGGUUGUGCAGUGUAGUCCUGUCUAUCAAAGGCUGCAACUCCAACAACAUGAACCGUCAUGUCCGCUCCAGACAUCCUACAGUCUUCAAGAGUGAAGUCACAAAGAGAGACAGGGUGGAAAAUAUGCACGUGAUCACCAGUGUCACCGACACACCAUAUGCUAUUAAGACAGAGGAGAUCUAUGCGAGUGAUCGGGACUAUGAGGAGGUUACAGACAGUCCAACUCAGAAGAUGCGUCGCAGCUGGAUCUGGUCGUACUUCGAGCGCGUGUCCAGUACGCAUGCGCAGUGCAAGCUGUGCAAGCGCCACAUCUGUCAUGGCGGCAACGCUACCGGCAACAUGAACCGUCACCUUAAGAUGAUACACCAUAAAACUGCCUGUAUGUACGACCAAAGCUGGGUUUGGAAGGUGUUCGAAACAUGUGAGAGCGACUUCUACAGCUGCAAGAUAUGCCAGUACAAGUGUAUGAAAGGGACAGACAUAGAGAAGAGCAUGACUAGCAUACUCAAUCACUUGAAGUUGGAGCACGGAGUGGUGUCCGGUGAUCAGAUAAUCACCGGCACUGAUGUGGAAACUGAGGUUAAUUGUUAAUAGUGUAUAAAUAAUUAGGGAUUAGUAUUGGGUAUAACUUUUUGGCUUUUAUCUGCAGUUUAAAAUUAUAAGUUUGUUUUAUGGCCGAUUUUUCAAUCAUCAGAUAACUUCUAUCUGAGGAAUAAAU
This is a messenger RNA of Trichoplusia ni (cabbage looper), 1456 nucleotides long. RefSeq lists its product as uncharacterized. The transcript has 4 exons. Lineage: Eukaryota; Metazoa; Arthropoda; Insecta; Lepidoptera; Noctuidae. The record is from RefSeq and is a predicted model, not a curated record. Bases 238 to 1329 code for a protein of 363 amino acids. Gene Ontology annotation, molecular function: DNA binding.